AUGAGGGAUUUGGGAUUCAAUGAGGUAGUGUUGGUGGAGGAGCCCCUUGACCGGAAAAAUAGCCUGAGUUUUCAUAUAUAUCGAGGCCCGCCUCCUCCAUCUUUAUUCAAGCACUGGACCGAGAGUUUUUCUCAGGGGCUCGAACAAGAAGCUACGACAGCAGCCAUUCUCCCUUUCAUCGAUGGGUCGUACAACAAACUUGGCUCAGGUAUCCUUCAAAAUGACAAGCUUUUUGCAGAAGAUGGAGAUAUAUAUUAUGAUGUAAAGGUCAUGGAGAAGAAUAUCAACAAUCUCCGACUUGUGUGUCGGACCUGGGCGGCUAUAUUAGCAAAUUCUCGUAAUCGAUGCGUAAUGACCAACCUCAACACCUUCAACCUCCCCGGGAAAAGCACUUUCAGUUACCCUCCCCUUGACACUGGUGCACCUUCCGAAAUCCCUUGGUGGAGGGAUUUUGACAACGAGCAACUGAAAGAAAUACUAGCCAAUGUUCGAAUCUUGGUCAUUCGGCAUUUGAGCAUUGACCUGAAGCGCUUCCUGGAUCUGAUGCCAGGAUUGAGGGCUUUUAGUCUGUCUAUGAAUUCAAGAUUUGGAAUCAUUUCCAUGCCCUCCACAUAUAUAUCUCAUCAUCCUCACCUUACGCACUUAUCGCUCUCGGACAUAAAAUGGAAGCAAUUUGCUGAAUACUUUAGUGUGAAGGGACCAAGAUUUCUCUCACUCCGAUAUCUGGAUAUAAAUUUCACCAACUCUCCUCGAAACUCGAUCUCCUCACAAGAUGAGAGGGUUGAUUGGUCCAUCUCUCAAUUAGACAGUUUAAUCUUUAGAGGCUCUGUCGAAGAGAAUACCAGAGAGGAUUUCAAGUCAUUUAUUGGCAAAUGCGGACAAACGGUUACGGAAUUCAUUGACUUUGGCCCUUAUCGAGAAUUUCACGAGCCGUCCUCAAUACCAUUUCAGGAUCAUUUCCCUUACCUUUCUACCUACGGCACAUGCUUUUCAUUCUUAAUUGAAGGGGAUUUGACUACCCCAGGAAAGGAGUCAUCAUUUAAUCCUGGAAACCGGCAUCGGCUCCUGAUUCUCGAAGGGUUUUGCCCGAGAGAUUCGCUAGGGCCCGAAGAAGCUGCCUCUAGAUUAAGAGCGUAUAUGAGAGCUUUGGGAUUCAACGAGGUACUGUUGGUGGAGGAUGCUCUGGACAGACAAAACGCCCUUAGCUUUGCAAUAUUUGAUGACCCACCUUCUCCAGCCUUAGUCGAGCUUUGGGCCGACUGGUGUUACGGGCUGCUUCUGACGCAUCCUAUAUCUUAUAAUCGUUUGAGUACGAUAGAUCUGUUUCGUGGUUCACAAUUCAAAGGCAAGGGGAUCGAUAGGCGGGUGCCCAAGACCCUCAUAAACAUUUCAAAUAUGACCGAAUCUGCAGUUCAGCGUACUCCUAUUGAGGUUUGGACCUUGAUUUUACAUCAUGCAAUCGCGACCCCACUUCUCCCUUUUGUCGAUGAGGCACAUAAACACCUUAGCACUAGCGUUAUUCGAACAAUUGAUCUCUUUUGCUGGUCUGAAUCUUGCGACGUGUAUAAAAAAUGUCGAGAUAUGGAAAAUGCCAUCAAGUCACUGCGACUUUCGAACUUUGGAGCCCAUGUUCCGCCUAGUUUUCAGUCAAUUGAAUGGCAAGCGGGGAGAAUUAGUGGAGCUGUUUCUCUCAAAAAAAACCAACCGUAUUUUCAAUUGAGAACUGUCCAUGCCGACUCAGUGUUUAGCCGGUUUUCAUUCCCAACAACUCGUCAAUGUGCGCUGUGUGAAUAUGGCCAGUGCGGCUGUGAUUUGCUCAGCUGUCUCGAUCCUGAAGAUAUUCAAGACUGCAUACUCUCGUAUGUCUCCCCUUCAUCACAUGGCGAAAUGGGCUGGGAGUGGUGGAAAGAUUUAAAAGACGAAAGGAUAGGUGAAUUUAUGAGUCAAGUUCGAAUUUUCAGUUACCCCAACCACUACUUUCAUCGAAAAGAAAUGUUUGAUCUCAUGCCCCGCCUGCAAGCACUCUGCCUAGGGUUAUCCAACUCAUAUCGUCCUCUCGCCACUCUCCUUUCCAUUUUGUCGGGCCAAUCGCGCUUAACGCACCUCGCGCUCCAUUCAAUUUACUGGAACGACUUUGCUACCUACUUCUCCGAAGGGCACUGCACCCUCCAAUUAGAGACUAUCAUAAUACAUGGAGGUUUCUAUAUAGAUAAAGAAUAUAUGGACCCAUUCCUUUCGCUAUGGGGUCGGACAGUGAGGGAGUAUGUCGACAACUCCACCUACCUCGAUACACAGAGAAACAAAUUGGUACCCUGUGGUGGGAUACCACCAGACCACUAUUUCCCCAACCUAUCUCUGUACGGUACACUUUUGGAGGCCGUCAUCUCGAAACUCGAGACUCAUCACCGGAGUCAAAUAGCAACACCGUUUGGCCCACCACUCAGGUCACGUACUUUACUACUCAGGGAUUCAACUUACCUACCUGCACAUGAUCCUGAGGAAUCGGCACUUCAGCUCAUAGUCUACGUGAACGAGUGGAACUUCGCAGAGGUUAUAUUCGAGAGGAGAUGGACCUGGCUCCUAACGAGACUUUACUUUGAUAAGUCAGCAGAGGUUCUUGAAGCGGAUGCCAGAUGGUUCAAAACAUUUUUUGGUACAUUAUUGAAAGAAGGUUUGGUUCCAUUGGACAGAGAUUUCAUUUCGAUCAGCGAUGAACGUUAUAGAAUGCUCUGGGAGUAG
Messenger RNA from Acaulospora colombiana, 2739 nucleotides. The record is from the annotation of a GenBank genome assembly. Lineage: Eukaryota; Fungi; Glomeromycota; Glomeromycetes; Diversisporales; Acaulosporaceae.